Molecule: messenger RNA, 270 nt
Organism: Geodia barretti
Lineage: Eukaryota; Metazoa; Porifera; Demospongiae; Tetractinellida; Geodiidae
Source: the annotation of a GenBank genome assembly
AUGAUUGCUUACGAGGCCUUGCUCAACACGUGGAGACCAGCGGGAGACAAGAGGCGGCAGUGGAUUGAUCUGUGUGAGCACAGCAUGCUGCACGGAGGAGACUCUGACAGCACAGGAAUCGUUGCUGCUGCCUGCUGGGGUGCCAUGGAGGGCUACUCAGGAGUCCCAGAGAACCACUACAAGAACUUGGAGUAUCGCAAUCGCCUAGCCUCACUGGGGAAGAAGAUUCACCAAAAGUUUGCAACUGACAUAAUAGGCAGAGAAACAUAA